AUGAUCUUGAUUCUUGUUAAAGAGCAGCAUCAAAACGAUUCUAUUGAAACCCAUCACAUCCAUUGGCACCAUGUGGAAGCAGUUCUCGGUAUUGUGCGUCCUUCCAAUUUAAAUGAAUAUGCAUCCAAGGUGCCAGAUGUAAGAUUCUCAGACAUCUACGGAAUUGAUGACAUUGUGGAAACCAUCCAGGCUUCCGUUAUCUAUCCUUUCCAUCAUCCCGAGGAAUAUCAAUUGAUGGGUAUUCAUCCACCUCGUGGCAUCAUCCUGUAUGGUCCACCAGGGGUGGGAAAGACAAUGCUUUGCUCUGCGUUAGCCUCUGAAGCCGGCAUCAACUUUAUGUUUGUCGAGAGUUCCCACAUUCGUUCGAAAGUGGUGGGUGAGUCGGAGAAAAAUAUUGCCAAAUUAUUUGCCAGUGCACGAGCCAAUGCGCCAUGCAUAUUAUUCAUUGAUCAGAUUGACAUGCUGUUACCUAAGCGUGGAUCAAGCCGCACUUCGGAAAAUACAAGUGACCGCAUCGUCACCAGUUUCCUUACAGCAACCAACCGUAUCGAAGUGAUGGAUCCAGCUGUUCUGCGACACGGACGCUUUGAUGAACAUAUCCAUGUCCCUAUACCAAAUGCUGAGACCCGUGCCGCCAUCAUUCGUGGUUUAUGUGCAAAGAUGCCGGUUGUGAUGAAUGAUGAGGAUAUAGCACAAUUAGUGCAUGAGACAUAUCAUUGGUCAGGUAGCAACAAAAACCAGUUUACCAGGGUGAAAUACAUCGUCUCACUCUUUCUUUUUUUCUUCCCUAAUAUGCAGGAGCAGAAAUCGAUAAUUUAUUCCGAGAGGCUGCUUUGGCCAGCUUACGAGAGAAUGUCAACAACGCGACAGUAA
Molecule: messenger RNA, 873 nt
Organism: Radiomyces spectabilis
Lineage: Eukaryota; Fungi; Mucoromycota; Mucoromycetes; Mucorales; Radiomycetaceae
Product: P-loop containing nucleoside triphosphate hydrolase protein
Exons: 7
Coding region: 1-873 (290 amino acids)
Cellular component (GO): cytoplasm
Molecular function (GO): ATP hydrolysis activity; ATP binding
Source: RefSeq, a predicted model, not a curated record